AUGUGGGAGUGGUACCCACUCUUCCGGGGCUGCGAGGGACUAUCCGAGAAGCCGGGUGUCUUCCGCAGAAUCCGGCCUGCAGAGAAAGUGAGCGAGUUCUGUGAACAGAAGGUGGUGGCAGGCCUCCUACUGAAGCGUAAUAAGUUCCUGUACCACUACAAGAACAUGCGUUGGGCGCGGGGUCGGCAUGAGACCUACCUGUGUUACAUCGUCAAGCGGCGGUACAGCUCCGUCUCCUACGCCAUGGACUUUGGCUACCUGCGCAAUAAAAGCGGAUGCCACGCUGAGAUCCUGUUCCUACGCUACCUGUCUAUCUGGCUGGGGCAUGACCCGAACAGAGCGUUCCGCAUCACCUGGUUCAGCUCAUGGAGCCCCUGCUGCGACUGUUCCCGGCGCACUGCCGACUUCCUGCUUAACCAUCCCAACCUUAGCCUCCGCAUCUUCACAGCCAGACUUUACUUUUGCGAGGAGCGUAACGCGGAGCCAGAGGGUCUGCGGAGGCUGCAGAAAGCAGGAGCGCGACUGGGGGUCAUGAGUUACAAAGAUUAUUUCUAUUGCUGGAACACUUUUGUGGAGACUCGUGAGCGAAGAUUUGAGGCUUGGGACGGACUGCAUGAGAACUCAGUGCGACUGUCUAGAAAACUGAGGCGUAUAUUAGAGCCCCCAUACGACAUGGAAGACUUGCAUGAAGCCUUUGACCUUCUGGGACUCUGAAGACACGAUGCUGCAAAAUCCAAACAAGAAUUUGGAGGGGGUAACAAUCCGGGAAGCAACCUAAGAACAAACAAGAACUCAACAAGUUUUAGUAGAUCUAAAACAGGAUCCAUAAUCAGAACUGAUAGCAAAACAAAACCUGGACCCAGAUCCAAAUUGCUAACACCAAACAAGUGUAGACCAAGUGUCUACAGCUGUAGUCCAAGUCUGUGACCAACAGAAGAGACGAGAAUCACAGGCCGCAGAAAAUUAAACAAAAAUGCAACUUGAUCGAUUCCAGAAUCAGAAAUCUACGUUAAAAUUCAACACAACAAAUUAAUUCAGAUUGAAUCCAGUUGCAGAAUCAACUUGCUUGGAACUUAAAUCUCCAUGCAAACCAAGAAAGAAACUGGACCAGGUCUUGUACCAUAUUCCUCAACCAGUGGCGCCAAGAGAGGGGGGGGAGAGGGUACAAAUUACCUGGGCCAAGGUCUGAUAGAAGGUCCCAAUGAGAGCCUAGGUCCACACCUCCUGUAAUUAGGCCAUGCCCCCUUAAAAGUACUAGGCCCAGCCAGGCUCUCUACUGCCCUGGCUGGGAGGCAUGCCAUGCACCUGUGAGUGGGUGCUUCUCAUGUGCUAGACACACCCUCAAAGAGGUGUGGCCAUGCCCCCAGCAUGCUGUGGUCACACCCCCUCCAGGGAGGGGGGGGGGGCAGGAAGUUGUUGUACCGGGGCCCAGGAUUUCUCUUGGCAGCCCUGUCCUCAACACUGAGACCAGAUGCAAAAUGAAGCAACGCUGGAUAAACACACCAUAUGCGACUUGCAAUAGACCGCUUGCACAAUGAAAAGUAUAAAGUCCAGUUUCAAACCCCUUAGAAAAAAACAUAGCACUGAUACUUGUACAUAGCUAUUUAUAACUACAUUUUAGCAUUAAGGGUGGAAUUCAAUUGCUUUUCCGCCGACAGCCACUAGAUGGUGCCCAAACGGAGCUAUUCAAUUGUAGCUCCAUUCGGGCGCGAUGGCUGCAUUUCAGCUGAGCUAGGGCGCAGUAAUCAAUAGAAUUCCGCCCAAAGUGUUACAUUGUUACAUACCUCUUUCUGUAGAGUUUGCUCUUUGGAACCAUGCCAUGUUUUCCUCUCUCUGCUCUAUAUUCUCUGCUUCUUUCACAAUCUCUAGUUUUUGUCCUAGAGUAGGCCUGGCCAACCGGUGGCUCUCCAGCUGUUGAGAAACUACAAAUCCCAGCAUGCCCUGACACAUUAUUACU
Pseudophryne corroboree (corroboree frog) is the source of this 1957-nucleotide messenger RNA. RefSeq names its product activation induced cytidine deaminase (gene AICDA). Gene Ontology annotation, biological process: cytidine to uridine editing. Gene Ontology annotation, cellular component: cytoplasm; nucleus. Lineage: Eukaryota; Metazoa; Chordata; Amphibia; Anura; Myobatrachidae. The record is from RefSeq and is a predicted model, not a curated record. Bases 1 to 714 code for a protein of 237 amino acids. The transcript has 5 exons. Gene Ontology annotation, molecular function: RNA binding; cytidine deaminase activity.